This is a messenger RNA of Iphiclides podalirius (scarce swallowtail), 1569 nucleotides long. NCBI's taxonomy places the organism in Eukaryota, Metazoa, Arthropoda, Insecta, Lepidoptera, Papilionidae. The record is from the annotation of a GenBank genome assembly.
AUGUUUCCGAUUAAAAAGGAAAAUACAGUAGAUUUGCACAAUCAUAAUAUAAGAGUUACUGAGCUUAAUACAUCGUCAAUGUCUGAUAUGACAUCUCGGCCACAACCUAAGGUGAUACACCUACCAAAAGUCAGAAUGCUUAACCGAGGUAGAGGCUCAUCAUCCUCCAUCAGGAUCACCAAUGUCAAGUCCAUUAAACCACCCGAUCCAGAUUUGGUAAAAAAACAGGAAGAGGAAAAAUUAAGAGCUCAGUUACAGCAAGAGAUAAUGUCCCGUGCUCGCUCAUGUGCAUACCGCGGUUACACAUGUCUCUUACCAGUAUUAAGUGGGCGGCAGCAUUGUGCGCGGCACAUUCUUCAUGAGCCUGGUGCUCCGUACAAGCAAUGCCUGCACACAUACUCAGGUGGCCAACGCUGCAACAAACCUGCACCAAUGUCUACUGGAUCUCAGACCAGAGAUGCAGGAUUAUGCUUCGAACACGCGCGUGCAGCUUUAUACGCCCGCCAGCGUAGCGCGGCUCCACCGCCGCCUGUUACUACCACGGAGACUCUGCUGAACCAGUUGCAACACUAUGUUCGUCCGGAACGAACUCGGACGACUUCAUGCGCAUCUUCUGUCUCCGUGGUCAGCGACCCCAUGGAGCAGGAGCAGGUGGCGCCGCACGCGGUUGACCCCUUCAAGCAGAUUGACGCGACCGCAGUGAAUGCGGCCUACUCCUCGUCGCUGAUGGAGUGCGCGAGCGGCAGCGACAGCGACUGCGACAGUGUGACGCUGGGCCCCGAGGGUGACUGCCGCGCGCUGCACGAGGACCGCCUCUCCGACGCGGAGGAGGCGCCCUGCGAGUCGCAGCCUCUCUGGCGAGCAGGUGUUUAUACUGCAGAAGAAGCAGUGAAUGAAGCCAAGACUGUUUUAAAAUCCCUGCAAUCAGCUUAUAUAAGGCAAAUGGGCCGUUUAAAGAUACUACUCCAAUCCGCUAGACACCAGUAUCUGAAGUCUUUGAAGACUGAGAAAGAGCAGUAUUGCAGCAUCAACUCGCAGGCGCGCGGUGGUCCACUGACGGUGCGCGAGAGGCGGCAGUUGCGCAAGCUGAAGGCGUAUGCGGGCUACCACAGGAAGCACGGCGUUGACGCGGUCCUGGCCAGGAAGUUGCACCACAAACGGGCCAAGGUCAACGAAACACCAUCUCAUCGACCCAUACCUUCGCAAGGACGAUGCACUUUCACUGAGGGAGGUGUUCGCUGCUCAACCCACGUGUUGCCAGCCGCUAAGCAUUGCCUCAAGCAUAUUCUGUAUGAUAGACACCAAGUGCUGUUCGGUGCCUGCGCGGACCCCCGCGGCUGCGCCCCUUGCGGGGAGCCGGUGGCGCGCCUCCCCUUGCCGCACUCGUGCCGCUACCACGCCGCCCCGCCGCCCUACCAAGUGUUCACGCUCAAGAAAGACGGAUCGGACAGCGACUCGGAAUCUCACUCAAGCUCUGAUGGAUCUCAGACCGAUGAUGCUGUAGAAGACCACUACCUGGAUGAUGGGACCGGAGUGGAUGGUGUAUCAGUUGAUCCUUUACAAUACGAA